Molecule: messenger RNA, 1314 nt
Organism: Brassica napus (rape)
Lineage: Eukaryota; Viridiplantae; Streptophyta; Magnoliopsida; Brassicales; Brassicaceae
Exons: 1
Coding region: 1-1314 (437 amino acids)
Source: RefSeq, a predicted model, not a curated record
AUGGGGUCCUCCUAUAGGAACCGCUCUGCUCACAUAGCGGAUAUCAAGGGGAAAGGAAUACUUUACGAGGAUGAUGAUGAACCGAUUAAACUGACUAGCCAGAAUGAUCCGACAAUCCUUGAUGAAUUCAGCUUGUCAUUGAUUGGAAAGAUCCUUAAUCCAAAGAAACAAAACGUCGAGAAACUACUCCAGAAAAUGCCAUCGCAUUGGGGGUUAGCUGAUUGCAUCACGGCUAAUGACUUUGGUAAUGGAAAGUUUCUUUUUAACUUUACCAAAGAAGAAGACCUUCAAUCGGUUCUGUGUAAAGGACCGUUUCACUUCAACUUCUGUAUGGUGGUGCUGGUCCGAUGGGAGACCAUUGUCCAGGACGAUUAUCCAUGGAUAAUCCCAUUUUGGGUUCGUCUGAUAGGGAUCCUUUUACACUUAUGGACUGAUCAGAAUCUGCGAAACAUAGGUUCUAGAUUGGGACAUGUCGACAAAGUGGAACAAACCGAGGGCCGUAUGCUUAUCGAGGUGGAUACCCGUAGACCUCUGAAGUUCACGCGUAAGGCUGAGUCGCCGGAAGGGGAUGAGGUCACGCUGGAAAUCAAGUACGAAAUGUUGGUCAAACAUUGCUCAACCUAUGGUAUGUUAACACAUGAGAAGGAGUAUUGCCCGUCUUUGGAGGUCAAAAAUAGGAUACAACCACAGACAGAGCGGCAAGAUGUGUUCGCUAGAGUGCAAGUCCCUUCGGACCAGAGGCACAAUCAACCUAAGCCGCAACCUCGUUACCGUAUGGAGCUAAGUCACGGCAGGUACAACCCAUCUCGUAGCUCGAGAUAUGAUAGUGACAGGAAGCUUGAGGAAAGCAACUAUCGAAGCUCUCAUUCUGAUCGGAUCAUACGCAGACGGGAUGAUCAUUCGAGGAGCAAUAGAUAUGGUGGAUCACGUGUUGGUACAGGUCCAUAUGACCGAAAACCUGCGUUAACCUGGAGACAGAAACCAUUAGGUGAGCAAAUAGGGAAUCGAGUGGAACUAGCUACUAAUAGCCGCGACAUUGUUCCAUAUGAACACUCUGCGGUCUCGAGAAGUGAUGGCAAAACUGAGGUACUGCGAUCACCUGAGAUUACGGUAACCAGGAGGCUGGCCAGUACCAUUGUUACUCCAUCUCGGGCUGACCAUCCUAUGGAAGAAAAUGUAACUAAACGUGCAAAGGAGGCUACUCGAUCUUUAUCAUUUACUGCCUUAAGUGAUCAGGAGCUGCAAGAUGGAGUUGGGGAUGGCCAGAUCAUUGGUGCCUUGAGUGACAUGCUGAUCAGCACGAUGGUGAGAUGA